Spirodela intermedia is the source of this 120-nucleotide messenger RNA. The record is from the annotation of a GenBank genome assembly. Lineage: Eukaryota; Viridiplantae; Streptophyta; Magnoliopsida; Alismatales; Araceae.
AUGCAUGGUAAGCUUGGCCCUGAGCUGUUCGAGCUUUUCUACACAUCCAGCUCAAAAAUAUGUCACGUGUUUCUAUGUCAACCAAACCUUUGCAAGGUGCACCUAAAAGAUCUUUUUUAA